Molecule: messenger RNA, 428 nt
Organism: Cucurbita pepo subsp. pepo (vegetable marrow)
Lineage: Eukaryota; Viridiplantae; Streptophyta; Magnoliopsida; Cucurbitales; Cucurbitaceae
Source: RefSeq, a predicted model, not a curated record
AAUUUUUGGAUACACAACACAGGUCCCCUAGGAUGCUUAGCUCAGAACGUUGCUAAAUUUGGAACCGACCCAUCAAAGCUCGAUGAAUUUGGAUGCGUCACGUCACACAACCAAGCUGCCAAGCUCUUCAAUCUACAGCUUCAUGCUCUCUGUAAGAAACUGCAGGGCCAAUACACCGAUGGCACGGUCACAUACGUCGAUAUCUACUCGAUAAAAUCCAAUCUCAUCGCCAAUUAUUCACGGCUCGGGUUUGAACAACCUAUCAUGGCUUGCUGUGGCUACGGAGGUCCACCUCUAAACUACGACCGGGAUAUCGGCUGUGGACAGACGAAGACGUUGAAUGGGACGACAGUCACGGGAAAAGGGUGCGACAAUAGCUCGAAGUAUAUCAAUUGGGAUGGAAUUCAUUACUCAGAAGCUGCGAAUCA